Vicugna pacos (alpaca) is the source of this 4675-nucleotide messenger RNA. The record is from RefSeq and is a predicted model, not a curated record. NCBI's taxonomy places the organism in Eukaryota, Metazoa, Chordata, Mammalia, Artiodactyla, Camelidae.
AGCAAGGAGACGGUGCUGAGCUCCUGGAUGGCCAAGUUUGAUGCCAUUUACCGCGGGGAGGAGGACCCCAGGAAGCAGCAGGCCCGGAUGACAGCCAGCGCCGCUUCUGAGCUGAUUCUGAGCAAAGAGCAACUCUACGAGAUGUUCCAGAACAUUCUUGGGAUCAAGAAGUUCGAGCAUCAGCUCCUGUACAAUGCCUGCCAGCUGGACAAUCCGGAUGAGCAGGCGGCCCAGAUCAGACGCGAGCUGGAUGGACGUCUCCAAAUGGCAGACCAAAUAGCCAGGGAACGCAAAUUUCCCAAGUUUGUAUCCAAAGAAAUGGAAAACAUGUACAUUGAGGAGCUGAAGUCGUCCGUCAACCUGCUCAUGGCCAAUCUGGAGAGCAUGCCGGUGUCCAAAGGCGGCGAGUUCAAGCUGCAGAAACUCAAACGCAGCCACAACGCUUCCAUCAUCGACAUGGGCGAGGAGAGCGAGAACCAGCUCUCCAAGUCAGACGUCGUGCUGUCCUUCUCCUUGGAGGUGGUGAUCAUGGAAGUCCAAGGCCUCAAAUCGUUAGCCCCAAACCGCAUCGUAUAUUGCACAAUGGAGGUGGAAGGAGGAGAGAAACUGCAGACUGACCAGGCCGAGGCUUCUAAACCAACCUGGGGCACCCAGGGUGACUUCUCCACGACCCACGCACUGCCUGCUGUGAAGGUGAAGCUGUUCACAGAGAGCACAGGAGUCCUGGCCUUGGAGGACAAGGAGCUUGGACGGGUUAUUCUCCACCCCACCCCAAACAGCCCCAAGCAGUCCGAGUGGCACAAAAUGACCGUCUCGAAAAACUGCCCUGAUCAAGACCUCAAAAUCAAACUUGCCGUCCGAAUGGAUAAGCCUCAAAACAUGAAGCAUUCUGGGUAUUUAUGGGCCAUCGGUAAGAAUGUCUGGAAGAGAUGGAAGAAGAGAUUUUUUGUACUGGUGCAGGUGAGUCAGUACACGUUUGCCAUGUGCAGUUACCGAGAGAAAAAAGCCGAACCUCAGGAACUCCUCCAACUGGACGGCUACACUGUGGACUACACCGACCCCCAGCCAGGUCUGGAGGGUGGCCGAGCCUUCUUCAAUGCAGUCAAAGAAGGAGACACCGUGAUAUUUGCAAGCGAUGACGAGCAAGAUCGCAUCCUGUGGGUCCAAGCCAUGUACCGGGCCACCGGGCAGUCCCACAAGCCUGUGCCCCCAACCCAAGUCCAGAAACUCAACGCCAAGGGAGGGAACGUGCCUCAGCUGGACGCCCCCAUCUCCCAAUUUUCUGGACUGAAGGACGCAGAUAGAGCUCAAAAACAUGGCAUGGAUGAAUUUAUCUCUUCCAACCCCUGUAACUUUGACCACGCUUCCCUCUUUGAGAUGGUGCAACGUCUUACUUUGGACCACAGACUUAAUGAUUCCUAUUCUUGCCUGGGCUGGUUCAGUCCAGGCCAGGUGUUUGUACUAGACGAGUAUUGCGCCCGAAAUGGAGUCCGAGGGUGUCACCGCCAUCUCUGCUACCUCAGAGACUUGCUUGAACGGGCGGAAAAUGGCGCCAUGAUCGACCCCACCCUCCUUCACUACAGCUUUGCUUUCUGUGCGUCCCAUGUCCACGGGAACAGUCAACAAAUGCAUGUGUACCUUAGUGGGCUGCCACCAAAUACAGACCCCGAAGGGAGCCAAACUCCCUCCCCAUCUGAACCAGAGGCUAAAAAAGAUACCAAAAAGGAAUCCAAAAAAAGAAAAAAUCCCAAAACCCAGGCAAAUCCAGAGCCCAAGAGGCCUGAUGGGAUUGGAACUGUGACUGUUGAGGAAAAGGAACGUUUUGAAGAAAUCAAAGAGAGACUCCGCAUCCUGCUGGAAAAUCAGAUAACACAUUUUAGGUAUUGCUUUCCGUUUGGUCGACCUGAAGGUGCUUUGAAAGCUACUCUCUCACUCUUGGAAAGGGUUUUGAUGAAAGAUAUUGUAACCCCAGUGCCACAAGAGGAGGUAAAGACAGUCAUCCGUAAAUGCUUAGAGCAGGCUGCUUUAGUCAACUAUUCUCGGCUAUCCGAGUAUGCCAAAAUCGAAGGGAAAAAGAGAGAAAUGUAUGAGCAUCCUGUCUUCUGCUUGGCCUCCCAAGUGAUGGAUUUAACCAUUCAGAAUCAGAAGGACGCAGAAAAUGUAGGCCGGUUAAUCACUCCUGCCAAAAAGCUGGAAGACACAAUACGUCUUGCUGAACUAGUCAUUGAAGUUCUCCAACAGAACGAGGAACACCACGCGGAGCCACCUGUUGAUAAAGGAGAAGCCUUCGCGUGGUGGUCAGACUUGAUGGUGGAGCACGCCGAGAUGUUCCUCUCGCUCUUUGCCGUGGACAUGGACGCCGCGUUAGAGGUGCAGCCCCCAGACACGUGGGACAGUUUUCCACUGUUUCAGCUCCUGAAUGACUUUCUCCGUACCAAUUAUAAUCUGUGCAAUGGAAAAUUUCACAAACACCUGCAAGACCUGUUUGCCCCACUUGUGGUUAGAUAUGUGGAUUUGAUGGAGUCCUCCAUAGCACAAUCCAUUCACAGGGGCUUUGAGCGGGAGUCAUGGGAACCAGUCAAGAGUUUAACCAGUAAUCUACCCAAUGUGAACCUACCCAAUGUGAACCUUCCCAAAGUACCAAAUCUACCAGUUAACAUCCCUCUAGGCAUCCCACAAAUGCCUACUUUUUCGGCACCGUCAUGGAUGGCUGCUAUAUAUGAUGCUGAUAACGGAUCAGGGACUUCAGAAGAUCUGUUCUGGAAACUCGAUGCCCUUCAGACCUUCAUUCGGGACUUGCACUGGCCCGAGGAAGAGUUUGGGAAGCACCUGGAGCAGCGGCUGAAGCUGAUGGCGAGUGACAUGAUUGAAUCUUGUGUCAAAAGAACCAGGAUUGCAUUUGAAGUUAAGCUGCAAAAAACCAGUCGAUCAACAGAUUUUCGAGUCCCACAGUCAAUAUGCACCAUGUUUAAUGUUAUGGUUGAUGCCAAAGCUCAAUCAACAAAACUUUGCAGCAUGGAAAUGGGCCAAGAGCAUCAGUACCAUUCAAAAAUAGACGAACUAAUUGAAGAAACUGUUAAAGAAAUGAUAACACUCCUGGUUGCAAAGUUCGUGACAAUCUUGGAAGGAGUGCUGGCAAAAUUAUCCAGAUAUGACGAGGGAACUUUGUUUUCUUCCUUUCUGUCGUUUACCGUGAAGGCAGCUUCCAAGUAUGUGGAUGUACCUAAACCCGGGAUGGACGUGGCCGAUGCCUAUGUGACUUUCGUCCGCCACUCUCAGGAUGUCCUUCGUGAUAAGGUCAAUGAGGAGAUGUAUAUAGAAAGGUUAUUUGAUCAAUGGUACAACAGCUCCAUGAACGUGAUCUGUACCUGGUUGACGGACCGGAUGGACUUACAGCUUCACAUUUAUCAGUUGAAAACACUAAUUAGGAUGGUAAAGAAAACCUAUAGGGAUUUCCGGUUGCAAGGGGUCCUGGACUCCACCUUGAACAGCAAGACCUACGAGACCAUCCGGAACCGGCUCACUGUGGAGGAGGCCACGGCGUCCGUGAGCGAGGGUGGGGGCCUGCAGGGGAUCAGCAUGAAGGACAGCGACGAGGAGGACGAAGAGGACGACUAGAGCGCUCGGGCCCGGAGUCCCCUGGGGCAGAGUCCUGUAACCAAUGCAUGUCCUUAGUCUGUUAGUUAACCCCCUUAGGGAAUUUUCUGUCAACGACCAUGCCCAUGAGAUGUGUCCGGAUAACAAUUGCCGUUUUAGCUACGUGGUCCCCAGAUCAGCAAACGACCUACAACUCCACGAUUUCCUGACUCCAUGUCUCUCUGUUUACAAGCAAUAGGGAGCACCAUUCUUUAAAUACCAUUUAUGGAGACUACAUAGCUCAGUUGCCAGGUGUAUCCCUGUUAUCAGCAAAGUUCAAUGAUGCUUCAUUAAUGUGCUGUGUGUGCGUUGAUGGUAGGUGGAUGUGAGGGCAAAUAAACCUAGUACUUUCUUUGUGUCCCGUCCGUGGGUGCCAGUGAUGUAAAUGAGUACAAUAAACUAAUUUAACUAAGACACGUAGAUCUGCUCGGUUUUUCGAAAACCAAAAGGCAAAGGCUCCAACCACCAACUUUUGGCUCUAUCUGUUCCCGGAGCACGGCAAAAUGAACCCCCACCUGGUGUCCUUGUUAACCCAUCCUUUUAUUUAUCCAGAUAGUUAGCCGAAAAAGGAUGGCUACAUCCCAAUGGAAUGAUCGUCCAAAUUGCCACGGCAAGGGCGAGCCUAUACUUAAUCACAUCGAGUGCAGUUCAGAGCAAUGGUCUUCUAGCAGAGUUUAUCCUAUUAAAUGUUACGUUUUGCUCUUCUGUUUCGAUAACCGUGGAUGUAAAAACAAACAAACAAACAAAAAACCCUGAAUAUUUAAAUGAUGACCCUAGACUAUAAAUGUGUUUAUAAUAAGAUAUGGAUAUUUCCUUCAGUAGAUUGUAACCAGACUUUAUUUUGUUCCACACUGUUUUUUAUAUCUGUCAUGUACAUUGCAUUUUGAUCUGUAACUGCAUGACCCCAGGGUCCUCUGCAGAGCUGUUUCUUUCUGUGUAAAGUAGUGGCUCCAUCUUGCUUUUGCCUUAUAUAAAGCCUACAGUUAUGAAAGUGUGGGAAACUGUGGCUUCUCGAAUAAAUAACUCUUCACAUGUCCUA